This is a messenger RNA of Fundulus heteroclitus (mummichog), 7335 nucleotides long. It is a transcript of the gene tanc1b, whose product is annotated as tetratricopeptide repeat, ankyrin repeat and coiled-coil containing 1b. Bases 194 to 5689 code for a protein of 1831 amino acids. The record is from RefSeq and is a predicted model, not a curated record. The transcript is spliced from 24 exons. NCBI's taxonomy places the organism in Eukaryota, Metazoa, Chordata, Actinopteri, Cyprinodontiformes, Fundulidae. Gene Ontology annotation, molecular function: protein binding.
UCUCAUCUCUAGUCCCAUCUGGAACGUAUUAAUCCUGUGAAAAGUCGCUCCGUCUCCUCUAGUCGCUCCACUUUUGCAAGUGUCCUUGCCGGACUGUCUCUCUCAUUCUCGCUCUUUCCCUCUGUUGGUGCCGGCAGGUCCGAUCAGGAAGCCCAAAUAUGUAGAGAGCCCUCGCGUUCCCUCUGAUGCCAUCAUGUCAGCGCUCAGAAAGGUGGCUGAUAGCAAGGAUUCCUCCCACAAUGAGCUGCAAGCAGAGCAACAGCCAAGCUCCUCCUCUCCUGCCACUCAGGAACUGAUGACAAGGCUGGGCUUUUUACUGGGAGAAGGGAUCCCGGGUACGGCACGCAUACCUAUGGACGACAAGAAUGAAAAGAAGUGCGCUCUGACCAGCCAGGGAAUUAGCCCCUGCUCCACCCUGACCAGCAGCACGGCGUCUCCCAGCACCGACAGUCCAUGCUCCACUCUCAACAGCACGACAAGUCGUCCCCCACUUAGCCGUUCCAGCCCCUGUGGGACAAUCACCAGCCCCAGCUCCACUCUUGAGAGCAAGGACAGUGGGAUCAUAGCCACCAUCACUAGCUCCUCAGAGAACGAUGACCGCAGCGGCUCCAGCCUCGAGUGGAGUAAAGAUGGCAGCCUAAGGAGCACCGGGUGCCAUGGCUUGGCGCAGAGCGUGCGGGCUGACACGUGCUCUCCCGUGGUGGAAGAAGAGUCCGGCAGUGCCCCGGCGACACCAGCUGACACCCCGUCGAGGACAGACCACCACCAGCACCAGCAGCAGCAGCAGCAGCAGCAGCAGCCCCCCCAGACAUCAGCAGGAGCACAGGGGCCACCACGACCUCUAGGCCACACAUCAGACGGGCCUAAUCCGUAUCAACCGCAGACAUCAUCUUCCCUCAUGAUGCCGAGACCAAACUCUGUCGCCGCAACCAGCUCCACAAAGCUAGAGGACCUGAGCUUCCUCGAUGAGCAGCGCAACACGCCCCUGCGGACAUCCAUUCGCCUGCCUUGGCACAACACAGGAGGGAGGCCACCGCAGGACACUAAAGGACGCUUCGCACCCUACAAGCCGUCAGACAUCAUGCUCAAGCCCCUGCUGUUUGAGGUACCCAGCAUCACUACGGACUCUGUGUUCGUCGGCCGGGACUGGCUCUUUCAGCAGCUGGAAGACAUCCUGAAGGGCAGCGAGUCCAAUGAAAACCACGGCGUUGUGGUGGUGGGCAGCGUGGGGUACGGGAAGACGGCCAUCAUCUCCCGGCUAGUAGCGCUGAGCUGUCACGGAGGACGCAUGCGGCAGAUCGCCUCUAACAGCCCCAGUGCCUCCCCUAAAAGUAAUGUGGGACAAGGCACAGAGCUUCCCCUCAGCCAGCCCCCACAGCCCACUCCGCCAUCCAGUGCCACCAACACAAUUAGUAGCAACAGCUGUCCAGGAACUCCUGAGAUGCAACGGCGCCGGGAGGAGGCUGUCAAACGUCUGGCUUCAAAGGUGGUUGCGUAUCAUUACUGCCAGGCCGACAACACCUACACCUGCUUGGUGCCAGAGUUUGUACACAGUAUCGCAGCCUUGCUGUGCAGAGCCCAUCAGCUCACCGCUUACCGAGAGCUGCUCCUGAAGGAGCCGCACCUCCAGAGCAUGCUCAGUCUGCGCUCCUGCGUCCAAGACCCCAUGGCUGCUUUCCGAAGAGGGGUCCUGGAACCACUGGCCAACCUUCGUAAUGAGAAGAAAAUUUCAGAGGAGGACCAUAUAAUCUUGAUAGAUGGACUUAAUGAAGCAGAGUUUCAUAAGCCCGACUAUGGAGACACCGUCGCUUCUUUCAUCACUAAGAUCAUUCCUAAGUUUCCACCCUGGCUGAAGCUGGUGGUCACUGUCCGGGUUAACUUAAUGGAGAUCGCCAGCCUGCUCCCCUUCUCCAAGAUCUCUCUGGAUGAUUUUACGGACAACAAAGAGAUCACCAACGACCUCAAUGCCUACAUCCAGUACCGGAUCAACAGCAGCAAGGAUAUCAUGAACAACAUCAGCCUGAAUGGCAAGGCCGACCCGGGCACCGUGGCCAAGCUCAGCAGCCACCUGAUCUCGCGCAGCCAGGGUUCUUACCUGUACCUCAAGCUCACCCUGGACCUCUUUGAGAGGGGCCACCUCGUGAUCAAAAGUGCCAGCUACAAAGUGGUGCCCGUCUCGCUGGCCGAACUGUACCAGCUCCAGUGCAACAUGAAGUUCAUGACCAACUCGGCCUUCGAGCGCUCUCUGCCCAUCCUCAACGUGGCCCUGGCCUCGCUCCACCCCAUGACCGACGAGCAGCUCUUUCAUGCCAUCAACUCGGGCCACGUCCGAGGGGAGCUGCAGUGGGACGACUUCCAGCAGCGCGUGGAGCUGCUCUCGUGCUUUCUCGUCAAACGGCGGGACAAAACGCGCAUGUUCUGCCACCCUUCCUUCAGAGAGUGGCUGGUGUGGAGGGCCGACGGAGAGAGCGCGGAUUUCCUCUGUGACCCCAGGACCGGCCACGCUCUCAUGGCCUUUAUGCUGUCCCGCCAAGAGGGGAAACUGAAUCGUCAGCAGACAAUGGAGCUGGGACACCACAUCCUGAAAGCACACAUCUUCAAGGGUCUAAGUAAGAAAACAGGCGUGUCAUCCAGCGUGCUUCAAGCUUUGUGGAUCAGCUGCAGCGCUGAUGGUCUCUCUGCAGCCUUGGCCUCCCUGAGGAACCUCUACACACCAAAUGUCAAGGUGAGCCGUCUCCUGAUGCUGGGAGGGGCAAACGUGAACUACCGAACAGAAGUCCUGAACAACGCGCCAGUGCUUUGCGUCCAGUGCCACCUCGGCCACCACGAGAUCGCCUCCCUCCUGCUCGAGUUCGGCGCCAGCGUGGACGUGGUGUCUGAAAACGGGAUGAGCCCGUUGUGCUUCGCGGCCGCGGGAGGACACCUGGGUCUGGUCGUGCUGCUCUGUAAGCGGGGGGCCAAGGUGGAUCAUGUCGAUAAGAGCAGCCAGUGUGCUCUGGUCCACGCCGCGCUGCGCGGACACACCGAGAUCAUCCAGUACCUGCUGGAGCUUGAAUGGAGCGGUGAAGGGCAGCAGCAGGACUGCUCUCUGAAGAACAAAGCUCUGCAGCAGGCUUUGAUCGCAGCCUCGAGCAUGGGACACACACAGGUUGUGAGAGGCCUGCUGGCGCUGAAAAAUGAGCACGCUGUGCAAAUUGAUAGUCACGACACUCUGUGGGGCGAGACAGCACUGACAGCUGCUGCAGGCCGGGGGAAGAUGGAGGUGUGCGGCUUCCUGCUGGAGACGGGGGCAGUGGUGCAGCAGGUGAACCGACGGGGGGUCUCUGCCCUGUUCUGUGCUGUCAGACAGGGGCACUGGCAGAUUGCGGAGCUGCUGCUGCAACACGGUGCUGACAUUAACAUCAGCGACAAGCAGGGCAGAACACUGCUCAUGGUGGCUGCCUGCGAGGGUCACCUAAGUACAGUUGAAUUUCUGCUGUCUAAAGGUGCUUCUUUAACCUCGAUGGACAAGGAGGGACUGAUGCCUCUGAGUUGGGCGUGUUUGAAAGGACAUAAGAACGUGGUGCAGUUUUUGGUGGAGAAAGGCGCGGUCAUCGACCACACCGACAAAAACGGACGGACGCCGCUGGACCUCGCUGCCUUCUACGGAGAUGCCGAGAUCGUCCAGUACUUGGUGGAGAGAGGAGCAGUGAUAGAGCACGUGGAUCACAGUGGGAUGAGACCUCUGGACCGGGCCAUCGGGUGCAGGAACACUUCAGUGGUGGUGACUCUGUUGAAGAAAGGGGCCAAGCUGGGCUACAGAACGUCUCCUUACGAUCGAUCAGGGAAUGCUGCCUGGGCCAUGGCCACUUCCAAGCCUGAUAUUCUCAUCAUUCUUCUGCAGAAGCUCAUGGAGGAGGGAAACCUGCUAUACAAGAAAGGGAAGAUGAAAGAGGCGGCCCAGAGGUACCAGUACGCCCUCAGGAAGUUUCCUCGUGAAGGCUUUGGUGAUGACCUGAAGGCUUUUAAAGACCUGAGGGUCUCCCUGUAUCUCAAUCUCUCCCGGUGUCGCAGGAAAACAAAUGAUUUUGGGAUGGCUGAAGAGUUUGCAACAAAAGCAUUGGAGCUGAAACCCAAAUCCUACGAGGCCUACUAUGCCCGAGCCAGAGCCAAACGAAGCAGCAGACAGUUCACUGCCGCCCUGGCUGAUCUGCACGAAGCAGCCAAGCUGUGUCCCAAUAACCGAGAGAUCCGUCGCCUCCUGGCUCGAGUUGAGGAGGAGUGCAAACAGAUGCAGAGAGCGCAGACUAAAGGAAGCCUUGCUGGAGCCGCUGCCGCUUGCAGCCAGGCAUCAGGAGGCCAUGAAUCAGAUCCGGAGCAGGAUGAAAGCCAGAUCAACCCCUCAGAGCACAGACUGGCGAGGGGUUUGGAAGCCCAAAGAGACAUUCUUGAGGAGGAGGAGGAAGAGGAGGACGAUGAGGAGGAGGAGCUAGUGGCCUUGAAGCGCGACAGGACAGGUGACGCCUGCUGGUCCCAGAACAGUUUCUCCUUCAGCAGAGAACCCGCAGCUGUUAACAACUUUGCAGCUCCCAACUCGCCUCCGGGCCCCAACAGACUUCCUCCCCACCGAUACCCUCGAGAGCAGCGGGAGGCGCUGACCCAGCAGGCUUCGGUCUUGCAGCCCACCAAGCAGGCUCAGAUAGUGAAGACGAAUCAGCACAUGAGCUCCAUGCAAGCCGUGGGGGGCCGCUCUGCCGGGGCCAAAUCUCAGUACGCGCCCUCCAGCCCUCUGCCCAGCCGACACAUGUCCAGCAAGCUGAAGCCCGGCCCGGGUAUUGACAUAAGCCCCCUGCCCGCUCCUUCUGAUGAGCCGGUGUACGAGAACCGCAUGUUGCUGGGCGCCGUCUCAGCCUCCAUGGGUCAGAGUUGUGACGGCGAGGGCGUCCUUUCCGCCCAGGCUUCUUACUUAUCCUGCGGCUCCUCCAAAGCUCUGGGGUCAGAGAGGCUGUCUGCCCACUCUGCUUCCUCUCUGGAGGGACUGGCCUGCUCUGGUCCAGGACACCCAGGGAACCACGAUCCGGCUGCGUCUGGACCUCAGGGAGGAGGCGCCAGCGGCAUGCGCGUUUCCAGCUCCACCAGCAGCCUGGCGUCCAGCAGCAGCUUGUCUGACAGCGGCAAACUGGGACCUGACGUCCGCAGCAAAAUCGCCGACAAAAAGCACAGCCAGCAGGGCGGCACCGCGGCAGAAUAUAAACCCAGACCGUUCAUGGGCAUAACUGACAAAACAGCUCGCUUUCAGCAGCAGCAGCAGCAGCAGUGCCACCCUAGCCUUCAGUCUGUCGGUCGCAGCUGGUUUAACCACUCCUCCGACGGCUUGAUGUGCCACAACGUCUCAGCCGUAGGUCUGCAACCAGUCGACUGCGAGCUGCCUUAUGGCAAAUCGGUGAGCUCUUACCAGGAGCAGCACAAAGCUCCCCUGCCUCAGGGUGGCGCGGCGAUGAGUGGCCUACACAACGGCAUGCACGCCAAGGGAUUAGCAGAGAAGUUCUGCCAAGCGGCCAGCUGCUACAAGGAGUCCAAGCCGGCGCUGGCCAUGCCGCACGCUUUCAUGGACAGCAAGCCCAAGCAGCCCGGCCUGGGCCGAGAUAAUCCUGCCAUUCACGUAGCUUCAAUGAAACCAAAGCGAUCUUUUAUAGAGUCGAAUGUGUAGAAACGUUUCAUCUCUAAACUGUCCACAACGCACACAAGCAAAAAUCCCAACAUGAGAGGGACAGAUUUUCUUUUUUUUUGUUGUCGUUUUUAAACCCGCUCCGGAGUCUAGUGUGCUGGGCUGCUUUCGGAUACAAACAGGCAGCUCAGAGUUUUAUUCCUCCCCAGUCUGCAGCUUCUGUUACACGACAGCAUGUCCGCCAUCGUUCAGCCAAGCUGGAAACGUUGCACUGAAGGAGGUCCGCGGACACGUCGUACAAUCCCGAUCAACGCAGCGAGGACCGUUCAGCACUUUAUACACAGUUAGGCCAAAUAAGUGCUUCAACAACACAUACGGUUACAACAAUGUUAUUACUGAGCAGAUUGAAAUAGAGAUAAAGGUUUGAACUGUGUUCAUCACAUCUAUGGUGCUGAGAGAUGAGUUUCAAGAAGUGUAGGACCUAAUCACUUUUUACACACUGUGUACAUUUAAAAAGAAAACUUUCAGCUCACUGCGUUACCAAGAAAAAUACAAUUUCUAGACUUCCUAUAAAAGGUCUAUCGCAUCCUGUCCUGUCAGAUCUGAUUUUUCAGACCUCUCUAGCCCUGGUUCCGGCAAUGGAAACAAGGAUUAAAGAAUAGCCCUGUAGAAACAAAAACAUGUUUUUAAUUUCACAUGGGAAAACCUUUCUUUUCUCUCGCUCGCAUUUGUUUGGCUACUGAGCAAAUUGAGUGGCCUGGUGAGAUUUCAAGUCAGUUUCUGAGGUAUAAAAGUUCAGGGUAACUUCAUGUAAAAACACCAGUGGUCUGAAUACUUUUUGGAUUAUUGAACCUAUUCCUAAAAUUUCGGACUGUGUUCAGUUGAGUGAAGCUGGGAAGGUAGAAAAAGCUGUAUCAGUUAAAAUUGAGCAACGUUAACCACAGUACACUGUGCUAAAAGUGAUGUGGUCCGAGUACUUUGAGAAACGUCUGAAAGAACAACUAAGGGAUGAACAUUCCUGUGACUUACGAAGGAUGUUAUAGAUCCUCAUGAUGUAUAUAUUAUAUAAAUAUGUACUGUUUUUUUUUUUUCUUUUCAGUGAAGGUCUAUGUUAAGUGUAUUGACAAGUUCAGACUGUAUUUUGAGUUUUAGGCACAAUGUUGUUGAAAUGGUGUUGAGUAUAAAUUUGUACAUUGCAUAAGCCCCCAUUAACACUGAAUCCUUUCUGCAUCGGCUCGUUGUUGCUGUCUAGUUAAUUUAUUUACAGUGCCAAUAGCUUGGUUAAUUGUAAAAGCAAUAUAUUUUAUAUAGUUAUUUUUGCACAGCUACGAAGGCAUUUUAUGACUCUCUGUAAUGAGGAUUCAACGCAUGCUACAAUUGCAGUUUAUAUUACAGAGUAAAACAAAAAUAUCUAUGAAAAGAGAAUUGGUUUGGAGGCUCAUUGCCAUCAGCUUUAUUUUAUGAUGUACGUUAAAUGCAGUUGUUGUCAUGUUUUCAGUAUUGUGAGCUUUAUUGGCCGUUAUCACAUACUGUACUGAACAUUACUGCCGCCGUGGGAGAGCGAAAUAAAGUCCAGCUGAGGAAAAACACCUGUCUGCUGGGUAUUUGAAAUGUAUGUAAAUAUACAAUUAUUUGUAAUUAUCUGCUCAAAGUGAUAAAAUAGGUAAAUAAAGGGAGAUUUAACUAAA